This is a messenger RNA of Oncorhynchus mykiss (rainbow trout), 8900 nucleotides long. Its product is annotated as breakpoint cluster region protein. Gene Ontology annotation, cellular component: membrane. Gene Ontology annotation, molecular function: GTPase activator activity; protein serine/threonine kinase activity; guanyl-nucleotide exchange factor activity. Gene Ontology annotation, biological process: positive regulation of GTPase activity; protein phosphorylation; intracellular signal transduction. The record is from RefSeq and is a predicted model, not a curated record. NCBI's taxonomy places the organism in Eukaryota, Metazoa, Chordata, Actinopteri, Salmoniformes, Salmonidae.
UCCUGCAGCCCUCUGUCUCCAGUACGAGACUGGAACACGCAACCACAGGGGUCCAUAGGCGAUGAACGGUGAAGAUCUGGAUAAACUGUUCACUAACAAUGAACCGCGAAAACAUGGGAUAACAAGGCAAAACAAAUUAUAAUUUAUCCUCGAUUCGGGAUAGGAACAAGAUAAAAUGAAUUUGUUGUGGGGAAACAAUCAUUCUUUCUUUUCUCUCAUUUUAUGCCAUUCUCCUUGGAGGCUGAGCUGGUAUAAAGAUCUAGGAACAGCUGGAGCCGGUGAUCAUGGAACAGGGAUGUUGUCAUCUGAGUAAACGAAGUUAAUCGAUUAUGGAAUAUAUGGAAAAAUCUUGACUUGAAUAAGACAAUGGAAAGUAAGUAGUUGGAGAGCCGUUAUCACUUUCUCAUCACACGGGAGUUCUAUAUCCAGAAGAUCAUCCGCUCAGGAGAUGUCAUAUUUUAUUCUGGAAUAAUGCAGAAGAGGCGAGACCGUCAUCAAAUAUGAUUCGUGUCUGACACAUUCGCAGGUUUGAGUGAUAAGCCUAUUGCUAUUGUUGACUAUUAAAUAUAUUGUCACUGCGAAUCGGUAAAGAGGUGAUAACACUUCAAUUGUCCGUUUUUGAACUGGUUUAACAUACCAUUAAUAUGAAUGGUAUUUUUCUAUAGUAGUUUCUCUAGGUACAUUCAGAUUUUUUCCCUGUCAGAUACUGUAUGAUAGACGAGAAAUAACGAGCCCUGUAGACUACUGGUGACAUCACCCCAGUCAGAUCUACUGCUGUACAGUAAAUAUCAACAAUGGUAGAGCCUGUGGGAUUUAUUGAAGCAUGGAAAGCGCAGUUCCCCGAGUCGGACCCCCCAAAGAUGGAGCUCAGGUCGGUGGGGGGCAUCGAACAGGAGCUGGAGAAGUGCAAAGCCUCCAUCCGGCGGCUAGAGCUGGAGGUGAACAAGGAGCGCUUCCGUAUGAUCUACCUGCAGACGCUGCUGGCCAAGGAGAGGAAGAGUUAUGACCGCCAGCGCUGGGGUUUCAGGAAGGCCCAGGUGAACGAGGUAGGGGACCAGGCAGGGCUGGGUGCUGAGUCUCAGCAGCCACACGUGCAGGAACAGGGGGAGCGGAGCCGGUUCCAACCGGUGGGGGAGGCUAGGUCCAAACCUAGACCCCCUCCAGCCCGGAAGUCAGCCUCCCACGGAGACGGGCUGGAGCUCCAGUCUGCCUUCGAGGUACCCCAGCAGGUAGAGCCCUGUGAGACAGACGGCCUCUCACCCUCCAAACAGAAAGGAGGUAUAUCCCCUCGCCGCCAAAACCCACCCCCAAACAAGGACCUACUGUCUGACCCCAAUGACAAGCUUGGCAUGGGACUGGGGGUGGCAGCGCUGAGGUCUAACUUUGAGAGGAUCAAGCGGGCAAACUCUCACUCUGCCGGGGAUGGAGGGAAGAGCCAGGAGAAGCAGCAGCCCUUCUACACCAACAUGGACUUCCACCAUGACAGGGGCCUGGUCAGGGUCAACGACCGAGACGUCUCUGACAAGAUCAGCACCCUGGGCAGCCAGGCCAUGCAGAUGGAGCGCAAGAGAUCUCUGCACUCCCUGCCAGGCAACUUGGCCACUGUGGCAGGUGAGCUCCGCACUCGGCCUGUCUACAGGGGGCGCUCUACAGAGAGCACCUGUGGGUACGAUGCUGAAUACGAGGAUGGGGACCCCAACCCACGCCACCCCAAGGCCAACGGGGGCAAACAGCCCCCUCCACCCCCAUGGCAACCCUCUGACUUCCAGCCAUACACCAGUGUCUACGUGGGUGGGGUGAUGAUGGGCGAGGGUGGGGGGGAUGGAAGAGGGGGCGUCAUCAUGAGGGACCACAUCGGAGAAGAGCACCACCUGACCUGGCCCCGGCGCUCCUACUCUCCCGGGAGCUUUGAGGACGUGGGGGGCGGAGGCGGCGGCUACACACCAGACUGUAGUUCCAAUGAGAACCUAACAUCCAGUGAGGAGGACUUCUCGUCUGGCCAGUCCAGCCACGUGUCACCCAGUCCCACCACUGCCUACCGCCGGCCCUUCAGGGAGAAGAGCCGCUCACCCUCGCAGAACUCCCAGAACUCCCAGCAUUCGUUUGACAGCAGCAGUCCCCCCACGCCACAGUCCCAGAAGCGCCACCACCAGCAGGGCCACGUGGUCAUGUCCGAAGCUACCAUUGUGAGCGUCCGCAAGACUGGCCAGAUCUGGCCCCCACUCGAUCCGAACUCCACACCGGCCAGCAGAGCCUCCCAUGACAACAGUUUCCAUGGAGACCUGGAUGGUCCAUUCACGGGGACCCCUCCCACUUACGGGUACGAUGCGGACCGUGCGGAAGAGCAGAGGCGCCACCAUGACAUCCUGCCCUACAUCGACGAUUCGCCCUCCUCUUCGCCACACCUCAGCUCCAAGAGCCGUAGCAGCCGAGACACCCUCUCCUCCGGAUCCCUUGAGUCCUCCAAGUCGACGGAGUUGGACCUAGAGAAAGGCCUGGAGAUGAGGAAGUGGGUUCUGUCUGGGAUCCUAGCCAGCGAGGAGACCUACCUAAGCCACCUGGAGGCACUGCUACUGCCUAUGAAGCCUCUGAAGGCAGCAGCCACCACGUCCCAGCCCGUGCUGACCAUCCCCCAGAUCGAGACCAUCUUCUUCAAAGUACCCGAGCUCUACGAGGUCCACAAGGAGUUCUACGACGGCCUGCUCCCCCGGGUGCAGCAGUGGAGCCACCACCAGCGCGUGGGGGACCUCUUCCAGAAACAGGCCAGCCAGCUGGGAGUUUACCGGGCCUUUGUGGACAACUACGAGGUUGCUGUGGAGACGGCUGAGAAGUGCUGUCAGGCCAACACGCAGUUCGCUGAAAUCUCUGAGAACCUCAAGGUGAGGAGCACCAAGGACGUGAAGGACCAGUCAGCCAAGAACUCUCUGGAGACUCUCCUGUACAAACCAGUGGACAGAGUUACUCGUAGCACCCUGGUACUGCAUGACCUGCUGAAGCACACGCCCUCCAGCCACCCAGACCACCCCCUGCUCCAGGACGCACUCCGCAUCUCCCAGAACUUCCUGUCCAGCAUCAACGAGGAGACCACGCCCAGACGCCAGUCCAUGACUGUCAAGAAGGGAGAGAACCGCCAGCUGCUGAAGGACAGCUUCAUGGUGGAGCUGGUGGAGGGAACCAGGAAGCUCCGCCAUGUUUUCCUCUUCACCGACCUGCUGCUCUGCGCCAAGCUCAAGAAACAGAUCGGAGGGAAGAGUCAGCAGUAUGAUUCCAAGUGGUACAUCCCUCUGUCAGACCUAACCUUCCAGAACGCAGAUGAGUCUGAGCCUCUGCCCAUCCCCCAGGUGCCUGACGAGGAGCUGGACGCCAUGAAGGUCAAGAUCUCCCACAUCAAGAGUGAGAUCCAGAGAGAGAAGCGAGCCAACAAAGGGUCGAAGGUGAUUGACAGGUUGAGGAAGAAGCUGUCGGAGCAGGAGUCUCUUCUGCUGCUCACCUCCCCCAGUAUGGCCCUCAGAGUACACAACAGGAACGGCAAGGGUUACAUGUUUCUGAUGUCAUCAGACUACGAGCGCGCUGAGUGGAAGGAGACGAUCCAGGAACAGCAGAAGAAAUGCUUCAAGAGCUUCUCCCUGACCUCCAUGGAGCUACAGAUGUUGACCAACUCAUGUGUGAAGCUGCAGACUGUCCACCACAUCCCACUCACCAUCAACAAAGAAGGCCAAGAGGAUGAAUCCCCUGGCCUCCAUGGAUUCCUGAAUGUAAUCGUCCACUCAGCCUCGGGCCUCAAACAGAGCUUGAAUCUGUACUGCACGUUAGAGGUGGACUCCUUUGGCUACUUUGCGAACAAAGCCAAGACGCGGGUGUAUCGCUAUACCACAGAGCCCAAAUGGAACGAGGAGUUUGAGAUAGACCUGGAGGGCUCUCAGACCCUGAGGCUGCUGUGUUAUGAGAAGAGCUACAACAAGACCAAGCAGAACAAAGAGGACGGAGACAGCACCGACCGCAUCAUCGGCAAAGGACAGAUCCCGCUUGAUCCCCAGACGCUCCUAGGCAAAGACUGGCAGAGAACGGUCAUCCCCAUGACCGGGAUGGAGGUAAAGCUUUCUAUGAAGUUUACCAGCCGAGAGUUUAGUCUGAAGAGGAUGCCGUCACGGAAACCCAUGGGCGUGUUCGGAAUCAAGAUUUCCACAGUGACCAAACGGGAGCACUCCAAGGUGCCCUAUAUCGUCAGACAGUGUCUGGAGGAGAUUGAGCGGAGGGGGAUGGAGGAGGUGGGCAUCUACCGAGUCUCAGGGGUGGCUACAGACAUCCAGGUCCUGAAGGCUGCCUUUGACACCAACAACAAAGACGUGUCUGUGAUGAUGAGUGAGAUGGAUGUGAACGCCAUUGCCGGGACUCUGAAGCUGUACUUCAGAGAGCUGCCAGAACCCCUCUUCACUGACGACCUGUACCCCAACUUCGCAGGAGGCAUUGCCCUGUCUGACAGCGUUGCCAAAGAGAGCUGCAUGCUGAAUCUACUGCUGUCACUGCCAGAACCCAACCUGGUCACAUUCCUCUUCCUUCUGGAUCACUUGAAGAGGGUGGCUGACAAGGAGAGCAUCAACAAGAUGUCCCUCCACAACCUGGCCACGGUGUUUGGCCCCACCCUGCUGCGGCCUGCAGAGAAGGACAGCAAGAUCCCCACCAACCCCACGCAGCCUAUCAGCAUGGGAGACAGCUGGUCCCUGGAGGUCAUGUCACAGGUCCAGGUGUUGCUGUACUUCCUCCAGCUGGAGACCAUCCCCACGCCGGACAGUAAGCGUCAGAGCAUCCUCUUCUCCACCGAAGUGUAGUGUUCCACAGGUUCCCAUCAUGAUGACAAUGGGAGAGAGAGGCUGUGAUAGAGACGUCGACUCAAACUGAGUCUACAGUAUGUCCAUUUGGGAAGGCUACUGAGAGUGAGAAUGGCCUUUGCUGGACUGCAGCAGGAGAUGUAUUCUGCACUGAUUCUGGACAUAGCUUGCAGAGGGCGCCACCAUCCCUCUGAGAACAAGAGGGUGGACACCAAUCCUCUGUUGUACCACACAUAUCUGAUGAUGAUAACGCAUUAAUACAUCACACCCAAUAGCCAGUGUGACUCUUUGUGCCUCUCUGAUGCAUCAUAUCCUCCUCUUCUCGCUCUGUCUCUUCGCUCUCAUGUCGAAGCUCCACAGCUUGUGUACGGUGUACGGAAUGAAUGCCACUAUUGAACAUGCCUGCUGCAACCCUAAAUGAAACACUUCAAUUUGAGUCUGAUCAGCAUGUAGGGGAAAAGAGUGUCCAAGGUUUUUAUUUUUUUUGUUGCUAUUGGCUCCUGCUUUGUAGGCAGAAAAACAAGCAGGGCCUGCACAGCGUUUUGUUUAGCCUUUUCAAAUGUUGAGUUAUUUCUUAAUCCACUGCUGAAGAGAUUCCAGCCGUAUGUUUUACACAUGAUACAUUAGGACCACAAUGCUACGAGAGUUAUGUUGAAAAGGAACAUCUGGGUUCUCUGAAGACUUUUAAAGAGGAACAUCCAGAGCUGCCAGGAUCACCAGUCUAUUUGUGCGUCCCAGGAAUCCACCACUCACGACAACAACAAAGUGUUUACAAGGUAAACAAACCUUGGACAAAGGCAGAGACGAGGAGACUGCAACAAAGGCAUUUGUGAAAUAGGAACAGUUGACAGAAACAGAGUAUCUAUCAGUUAUAAUAAGACUGCCUACAGUUUGGACCAUAAAGCAAUUCCCUCUAUUUGUGUUCUUUGUGUUUCAAGUAGUCCUCAGCUUAAAUACCCAGGAAGCAAUAGAUUUUCUAACAUAGGAGUUUGUCUGCAUUCAUAUCCUUAGUCCGGGGAUGUCCUCAUGGUAACAUAGGAGAUCUUGCCAAAAUGAUCUGUUGUUUGGGAAAAAAUUAAACUAUUGUAUUUACAGAUACAGUACAGUAUGUACAUAAUGCUGUAAUUGUUGUAUUUGUUAUGAUUAUAAUUUAUGAAGAAAAAAUGGGGGGGUGGGGCAGAAAUCAAUGUUUUUUUUUCUAUGUGCUUGUUUUGAUUUGAUGAAGGUGGUAUAGGUUACAGACUUGAGUCCUGGAGGUCUGAGGUGAUGGGAGAUCAUAUGCUGCCUAUGUAACCAGGAUGUAGCCUUGUUGUGGGAAUAACUGCAGUUUUGUCCAGCCUAAUGUUAGCCAUGUAUCCAUCAUUAAGGUAACACUCCAUCUUUGAAUGCCAAUGUCCCAACCCCUCUUCAUCUGUUCGAGUGUUCUAGUCCCUAACCACCCACCCUGAAAUCUUGAUGUGUUACUGAAGUAGGAUACAAAACAGUACAUUUAGUUGUAUACAGAACAACAAUACCAUGUUUCUUCUCUACAAUUUACAAUAAUAACAUGUUCCCUUUCUACAACUUACAACAAUACCAUGUUUCCGCUCUACAGCUGUGUCGGUGGAGACAGUUAUUCUCAUGAAAAUGAAAAUAAUUCACCUGUUUCAAACAAGUUGCGCUAAAUUGUGGAUGCUUAGCCAAAGUGGACCAUUCUGUUGAUGUUAUGAAGGAAUACUUGUUUAUCCUCUUUUCAAUGAAAGUGACCCAUCUGUUUCUCACCCAUAUUUGUGAGGUUGGCUGGACAGCUGUCAUUAACUGUCCUCCACACCCUUCCUUAAGCUCUUCUCCCUCCUGGUCUGCCUCAUAGUAACCCACCAAAGGGCCAUGGAAAAGAAAAUGCUCUUAGAAUAUUUUGUUCAGAAGGAAAAAAGAGAAGAUUUAUAUUAGAAUGGUUUUAAUUUCAGUACCUGUAGGCAUGUUUGAUUCAAGUUAUUUUCAUCUGUGUGUUGUCAUAAACAUAUUGUUAUAUUGGGCAGCAGGAUGUUAGUGACCAACAAGUGUUUUGGUUUUGAUAAACCAAGCUUAAAAUAUGAUAUUUCAUUCUGGCUGGAUAAUUGUUAACAAGUAAUGUGUUUACUAACUCAGUCUGUACUACUGUCUGCACUACUGAGAUUUCAUGAAGAACUCUGACAUUUUGAAGUUAGCAGAGACAUUUCCGACAGUUUUGGGGUUGUACAUGCAACAUUUGUGCGCACACAUGCGUGAGUGAGUGAAUGAAAUAAUGGGAUGAUUUGCUGUAAAAAAAAAAAAAGUAGAAUUAAGACAUAACGUUUCAAAUCCGGACUUAUCCAUAUGCUAACAUAUCAACUAAAUCAGCUCCAGUUAAUAGCCAUAGUCAUAACUUUAGUAACACAUUUUGUCCUAAUAUAUCCUCACAUGUCCCAUACACACAACUGUACAAUGGAGGAAGCCAUGAGAGAGAAAGGCAGUGCAUUCACCAUUCAUUUAGAUCUCUUUGAUUUAUAUCAUUAGUGCUCAAUGUGACCUGCUCUGCUCCAUUGUGCCUCUGCGUCACAGCUUUUAUUCAGAACGUAUGCCGUGGAUUUCAAUGUGUCAGUGGAAUUGCUGUAAGGAGACUUACUGGGGUGCUGUAGUCUCCCUCGCCUUUUGAGAAAACAGACCUGUCCUUAAGGCACCUAUUUUGAGACCAAUACAUGAACGUAGAGUUUGGUAUCGCACUUCAUGGCACUAUUAGCCUGUGUGGGAGAUCUUGUCUGAAUAUUAUGAUACCAAGCUAAGCCCAAUUCAUGUUUGCAAUCAUAGGAGACAGACACACAGAUGCUUAGUCAAUAACCCUCACUCUGCCUUAGCUCUGUCAACAUUAGCGAAAUAACUCAUUUUCAGCUUUUCUGUUCCAGUUCUGUGUAAAAUGAAGUCUACUGUAUUUACGGAGCUGAAUACCCUCAUCUGAAGGAAAAAUAUAUUAGUAGUAGCAAAGUGGUAUCUAUACUUGUAGAAGGAGGACACUUUCAAAAUUCACUGUCAUGCUAUAUGACUCAUAUAUAGAUAAUAUCUCUCAAGGCUCUAUGCUAUGCUGUGUAUCGUUCAUUUGCAAGAUGUACUUUGUUUUUUCAAAUAACUGCCAAACAGUUUGUAACCAUCUGCUGUCCUAACUGUAACUACUGUAUGUAUCAACAUGUCACUAAUCCAAAACAUGAUCUAAUUUGGAGGGGCUUGCACUUACAGUUCCUUUUGGUUUUACUCCAGACUGCCCACUGUGAUGCUUUAGGACAUUUUCUGUGGUUUGGAGAGAAAAGAUUGCAAGGAAAGAUGAAGGUUAUUUGAGUUUAUAUAGGUUAGUCAUCUCUCUAACCUUGUCUUAUGGUUGUACAAUAUGUAUUGUAUGUAUCAUACUAGAGGCAUUGGGUUCUUAGGUUUAUUUAUUGUGAUGUUCAUCAAUACAUUUAGGAUUAAUCAUGUUAAUAAAACAGUUGAGUAAUUAGGCUUCAACUGAACGAGAACUUGGUUAUUGAUUGUCAGUGUGAUUCUUCACAGGGCUAGUCACUUACCCUGCCUCUUUCAUAACGAAGUCAUAUAUGUCAACAUAAGAUUAUUCUAAAUAUGUGUACUAUGUUUUAAAGUCUAAAAAUAUGGAAUAUAUUACUCUAUGUACGACUUUAGCAUUUCAGUGUAUGCAUACUGUAUGAUGAAUGAAUAUUCAUUCUUUCAGUCCUUGUAAGUUGACAUGAGCCUGGCAAUAGUUUAUUAUAAUUCACUCCCUUAUUAAACGUAUUUUAAAUGACCUGAAACCAUGUUUUGACAUCUUGGGAAUAUGUGUGUUUUAUUCCACAUUUUCUAGUUAACUGUGUGAAGCUAAAAUGAUGGUACUUGCUGGUCAUCCACAAAAAAAUACAUUUGACCUUUUUUCUGUUUUUCAAUUUAGAUUUAUUUCCUUCUGGUCAACAUACAUGUUAUGUCAUGAGUCUGUAAAAAGGGAUACUGUAGUCUGAGGAAAAUACAUGUUUGGAAGGCAUUGGCAGCCUCUGUACACAAAAUGUAUAAUAAAAUCAGUAUCUAUGUAAAAAAAAA